AUGGAGCAAUUCGGGAAAUUGUCCUUAAACAAUAGUAAUUUGAAUCCAGAGGUGGCCAUGCAUCAUCUUAUUACGACUCUUAGACUAUGCUCGUUUGCCGACAACUUGUGCAAAAAACCUAUGGCUGAUUUGGACGAGCUCCGAACGAGGGCCACAAAUUUUAUGCAAAUGGAAGAGUUGAAGGAAUUUUGCAACACCACUUGUGUGGAGACCCACGACAGGAAACAUUCUGAGAAAGAAAAGGUAGUAACCUCACGGUCGGGCCCCAGGUUCAGAGAACAAAGACAACCAAAGUACAGAAGGUAUACCCCGUUGAUAUCCAACAGGGUAAGGAUUCUGGAGGAAGCCCUCAAUGCUGACCUUAUAUCCACUCCUAGAAAGGUCCCAACUCCCCAUCUUUCGAAUACCACGAAGCAUUGUCGUUACCACUGGAAUUUUGGCUAUACCACGGAGGAGUGCUUCACGCUAAAGAAUAAGAUUGAGGAGCUGAUACAAGUUGGACACCUAAAGAUGUUUGUCAAAUGUGAAGAUGGGGGAUAUUCAUCCUGGAAGGAGGACCGAGAGGGAGGAAAUGAGAGGAAGAGGUACAGAGCAUCAGCGUACGGAGGAAGGCACAAGUAUAACCUAAGAAGGAAGGUCGAUCAUAAAAGAGAUGAGCAACGAGAUAUACAGGAAAAGCCAUUGAGGGGAGUAAUCAAUUAUAUUGUAGGGGGCUUCGUUGGCGGAGGCUCAACUGCGUUUGCCAGGAAGAAAUACGUACGAGCAGUUCAGAGUGUCAAUGCCACUUUUGUAUAUCAGCGUAGGCGCAUGCCGCCUAUCACCUUUCGGGACAACGAUUUUCAAGCCGUUGACCCUGAACAUGACGAUCUGAUGGUGAUAUCGGUGGAAAUUGAAGAUUUCGCAGUAAGGAAGACCCUCGUGGAUCAUGGGAGCUCGGAGGAUAUCCUAUAUUGGAGUACUCUCAAAAAGUUAGGAAUCUCCGAAACAGAUAUUCAACAUUAUUCGGAACCCAUAGUAAGCUUUUUAGGAGAGCGGAUGGACAUGAGAGGCUACAUUGAUCUUUUCACCAAGUUCGGAGGAGGAAAAGUUAUGAGGACAGUAAAGAUUUGA
Molecule: messenger RNA, 1110 nt
Organism: Vigna unguiculata (cowpea)
Lineage: Eukaryota; Viridiplantae; Streptophyta; Magnoliopsida; Fabales; Fabaceae
Source: RefSeq, a predicted model, not a curated record